Mirounga angustirostris (Northern elephant seal) is the source of this 1281-nucleotide messenger RNA. RefSeq names its product occludin/ELL domain containing 1 (gene OCEL1). Bases 56 to 736 code for a protein of 226 amino acids. Gene Ontology annotation, biological process: bicellular tight junction assembly. NCBI's taxonomy places the organism in Eukaryota, Metazoa, Chordata, Mammalia, Carnivora, Phocidae. Gene Ontology annotation, cellular component: bicellular tight junction; apical plasma membrane; cytoplasmic vesicle. The transcript has 5 exons. The record is from RefSeq and is a predicted model, not a curated record.
GCCCCGCCCCGCUCUGUGGAGCGACCCCGCCCGUUGGAUCCAGCCUUUGAAGUUAAUGCACAACACUGCCUCAGGCGCCUCUCCGGGAGCGGACCCAGGCUCGGAGAGCCGGACACUGGGACAGCGGUUGGUGCCUCCAGGCCCGGAAACCAGCGCCCCCCGCGCUCUGCGCGAGGGUCAACCAGGAGCGCACAGCGCAAGGCCCAAGAAGAUUGUAUUUGAGGAUGAGCUGCCCUCCCGGGCCCUCUUGAGCACCAGGAAGCCUAUUGAAGCCAUCCCCAGGGGGCAUAUGCCAAGGGCCCACCCAGUGCCCGACUAUGAGCUUAAGUACCCACAAGUGAGCAGUGAGAGGGAACGGAGCCGCUAUGCUGCGGUGUUCCAGGACCAGUACACAGAGUUCGUGGAGCUCCAGCAGGAGGUGGGCUCUGCACUGGCAAAGCUCCAGCAGCUGGAGACCUUGCUGAACUCACUGCCCAGGCCGCGAAGCCAGAAGGAAGCCCAGGUUGCCGCCCGUGUCUGGAGGGAAUUUGAGAAGAAGCAGACGGGCAUCGUGGAAGACGCGGACCCCGGGCAGAAACAGUCCACCCUCCAAUGGGAGCCCAGUAUCCUCUCCAUCCCAUUCCUACUUCAGUCCCCUCUGGGGGCAGAGCAUACCCACAAGAACCCCAUUCGUCCCCCAGGAAAUGGAUUCAGACACCCCGUCUUCCCGCUCAGGCCUCUUCCUAGAUGGACAUGAAGCAGGUGGGUGCUCAUGGGGAGUGUUUUGAAGAAGGUUUAAGAGCUGAGCACGGGCCCAGCCUGCGGAGCAAGACCUGAGUUCUUCCCCAUUUUCAAAGGGGUAUCUUGGAUGGAGGGCUUGUCUUCCUGGCCUGCCCCCACCAUCCAGGCUUUCUACCCACCCUCUAGAGGCACAGUCCUGACAGUCAGUCCCACAGGCGCCUUUCCCACCACAGAGCUGGGCCACCAGCCUCUGAGGCCAGGAUGGCAAGGUCCCUGCUGCCAUCCAUCACCCCACAUCAACUUAAUUAAGUCCACCUUCCAGAUGUCAAUCUCUGAAAGCGUUUUUUUGGUUACAUGUGAGAAGAAACCAAACUCAGGCUCAGGCACAAAGGGGUAAAUCUGGGAUCAUGAAACUGAAGCACCUAAAGGUUUCAGAUAUGGCUUGAUCCAGGGGCUCCAAAGGCACCCUGGAAGUUGGUCUUCCUCUUUUGGCUCUUUCAAUUACAGCCUAUUUCCAAAUCCCACCAUCAAAUCUCAGUGGCCAUCUCUGGGCCACACGCC